Molecule: messenger RNA, 926 nt
Organism: Siniperca chuatsi (mandarin fish)
Lineage: Eukaryota; Metazoa; Chordata; Actinopteri; Centrarchiformes; Sinipercidae
Product: trypsin-3
Exons: 5
Coding region: 101-844 (247 amino acids)
Biological process (GO): proteolysis
Molecular function (GO): serine-type endopeptidase activity
Source: RefSeq, a predicted model, not a curated record
GAGUUAGAUAAAGAGCCAUCGAGUUAGGUAGUCUGCCUGUAUAUAAACCCACUGCAGCAGCUCAUGUUGUGUGUACGCUCAGUAGGUGCAGAACACAAUCAUGAAGUACUUCAUUCUUCUGGCCUUGUUCGCUGCAGCCUUUGCUGCUCCCAUUGAGGAUGAGGAUGACAAGAUUGUUGGAGGCUACGAGUGCAGUAAGAACUCUGUGCCCUACCAGGUCUCUCUGAACGCUGGUUACCACUUCUGUGGAGGCUCCCUGAUCUCCAGCACCUGGGUUGUGUCUGCUGCUCACUGCUACAAGUCCCGCAUCCAGGUGCGUCUUGGUGAGCACAACAUCGCUGUCAGUGAGGGCACAGAGCAGUUCAUCGACUCUGCUAAGGUCAUCCGUCACCCCAGCUACAACAGCGGCAACCUCAACAAUGACAUCAUGCUGAUCAAGCUGAGCAAGCCCGCCUCCCUGAACAGCUACGUUCGCAUCGUGUCACUGCCAUCCAGCUGUGCCAGCUCUGGCACCCGCUGUCUGAUCUCUGGAUGGGGAAACACCAGCAGCUCUGGAAGCUACUACCCUGAUCGUCUGAGGUGCCUGGAUGCCCCUAUCCUGAGCGACAGCAGCUGCAGGUCCUCCUACCCUGGACAGAUCACCUCCAACAUGUUCUGUGCUGGAUUCCUCGAGGGAGGCAAGGACUCCUGCCAGGGAGACUCUGGAGGCCCCGUGGUGUGCAACGGUCAGCUGCAGGGUGUGGUGUCCUGGGGUUAUGGCUGCGCCCAGAGGAACAAGCCCGGAGUCUACACCAAGGUCUGCAACUACAACUCCUGGAUUCGUAACACCAUGUCCUCCAACUAAAGUCACUUUACUGGAAGGAAUAUUCAUCUAAGGAAUCUCUAACUAUGACAACUGUUUCAAUAAAAUAAAUAAUUAACAUCAA